AAUGUUUUCCAAUAGCAGAAAAGUGCCAAAAAGGAGAUAUAUGCAAAAUUGCUAACUGUUGCGCUUUUCACGCAAACUUUUUUUUUUUCUCCUCUCCGCAAAAAAAGAAACAUGUCGACCGUUGAGGAGUUGAAGUUCAUUUGGAAUUUUUUAUUUUCGGAUAUAACGUCAGAAAAAAAAGGAGAAGAAAUAGAAGAAGAAAAAAAAUACGAAGAGAACAUUAUUUUGUUGAAAAAAUUAAUGAGAACGGAAAACAUAAAGUUUGAACAAAAAUAUAACGCUUCCAACAUUUUGGAAAAAUUAAAAGAGGUGAAGGAUGUUAAGUAUGAAGAUAUUUUAAAUCAAUAUGGAAACAAUUUUUUAAAUUUUUUAAAGCAAUCUUUUGAAAAUGUAGCGGAGGAAAUUCAAAUAAAUGACAAAAUAAAGUACAGGAGAAAUGAGCUAAUAAAACAGGAUUUAAAUAAUAAGCUACAAAGUGUCAAUGCUAACUACAAUUUGGAGUACAUUAAUCUGAACAAAUGCUUAGGAACGGAAGAUUUUGAAAAUCAGCUGAAUGUAAGCUUAAAAUUUAAUUCCCUAAAGGAUAUUUUAAGCAAAUUG
Plasmodium cynomolgi strain B is the source of this 600-nucleotide messenger RNA. RefSeq lists its product as hypothetical. The record is from RefSeq and is a predicted model, not a curated record. Lineage: Eukaryota; Apicomplexa; Aconoidasida; Haemosporida; Plasmodiidae. The annotation marks the transcript as partial. The transcript has a single exon.